Molecule: messenger RNA, 8502 nt
Organism: Coregonus sp. 'balchen'
Lineage: Eukaryota; Metazoa; Chordata; Actinopteri; Salmoniformes; Salmonidae
Source: the annotation of a GenBank genome assembly
AGAAGACCCGGAAAACAUUCCUUUAUUUUUUUCUAGACACGUAGCUAGCAACGAAGUUGGCGAAGUCCAGUGUUGAAUUGUUCAACGUUGCAGGUAACAACGGUUAGUAUUGCUUAGUCAAAUCCAUGUAACAGUAAAAACACGUUUAUAGCUUGAUUAAAUAUUGUAUCGAGGCCCACAUUCAUUUUAGCGUCGCGAGCCGCCUGAUCCCGCGAGUUUAACGUUACAUUAAAAGCUGCACGGAUAUCAAUGGUAACUAGCUAUUAUUUCCAGACUGAUACUAUAGGUAGGACAGCGGUGUGGUAAUCAGUCUGAUAAAUUACGAGGCUACAUUCCAUUUAUUAGUCUGCGCUAGCUAACUAGCUAGCCAUCGUUAGCUAUCCACCCUGACUGUCUGCGUUAAUUUAGCUAGGCAUCCAGCUACAUUUACAUUUACGUCAUUUAGCAGACGCUCUUAUCCAGAGCGACUUACAGUUAGUGCAUACAUUAUUCUUUUUUAUUUUCAUACUGGCCCCCCGUGGGAAUCAAACCCACAACCCUGGCGUUGGAAACGCCAUGCUCUACCAACUGAGCUACCUCCCUAGCUAACAUCAAAUAAAUUUGCCUAGUUAGCUAGCUAACGUUAAAUACCACAUUUUUAGUAAACUAGCUAACUAACCAGCUAGAUGGCAAAUGUUAUAUUUCAAAUAACAUUGCCCUACAUGUUUUACUAGCUUGCUAGCUAGCUAACGUUAACUGACCUAGCUAACGUUAGGUUAACGUUCUUUGCGUGGUUGUCAUGGCGCUGUAAAGUAGCCUAAACAAUGAGCUCUGUAAAUGUUGUAGCUACAUAUGUUGUGUUUAAGUGUUUGUUUGUUUCCUAAUCAGCGUUUUUGUUUUUAAUAAGUUGUUGUUUGGAUAUCUGGUUAUUUUUACCCACGGAGUUUCAGGACUGAUGUCAUGUUGACUUGUCUGGUUUGGCUAGCUAGCUGGCUAAAGUUUGCAUUUAAAAGAUGCAUCUCAGCACCAGCUUCUUGAUCAAUGAGACCAGACCCCAUUAUGGCAGAGAGGUCGUCGUGGGGAUGACUACUGUUCUAGACUGAUGUAUGGUGGGCCUUUUUUUGCGCUGUAGCAGCGGCAGAGGAAUCACCCACGUGGGCGCUACACGUCAGUUGUGGAAGAGUAUGAAGUCACCACAAUGGAAAUAAGUUGUCAAACUUUUGUCAUCUUCGAUGAUUUUAAAUGUAUUAUCCACAUGCGUGGUUGUAUUGUUUUACAUUGUCAUACAUGCAGUGCAUUUGGAAAGUAUUCAGACCCCUUGACUUUUUCUACAUUUUCUUACAGCCUUAUUCUAAAAUUGAUUACACACUACACCAUAAUGAGAAAGCAAAAACAGGUUUAGACGUUUUUAGCUAAUUUAUGAAAAAAAAAUAAUAAAAGAACCCUGGAAAUAUCACAUUUACGUAAGUAUUCAGACCCUUUACUCAGUACAUUGAAGCACCUUUGGCAGCGAUUACAGCCUCGAGUCUUCUUGGAUAUGACGCUACAAGCUUGUCACACCUGUAUUUGUGGAGUUUCUCCCAUUCUUCUCUGCAGAUCCUCUCAAGCUCUGUCAGGUUGGAUGGGGAGCGUCGCUGCACAGCUAUUUUCAGGUCUCUCCAGAGAUGUUCGAGCGGGUUCAAGUCCGGACUCUGACUGGGCCACUCAAGGACAUUCAGAGACUUGUCCCGAAGCAACUCCUGCGUUGUCUUGGCUGUGUGCUUAGGGUCAUUGUCCUGUUGGCAGGUGAACCUUCGCCCAAGUCUGCGCGCUCUGGAGCAGGUUUUCAUCAAGGAGCUCUCUGCACUUUGUGCCAUUCAUCUUUACCUCGAUCCUGACUAGUCUCCCAGUCACUGCCGCUGAAAAACAUCCCCACAGCAUGAUGCUGCCACCGCCAUGUUUCACCAUAGGGAUGGUGCCAGGUUUCCUCCAGACGUGACGCUUGGCAUUCAGGCCAAAGAGUUACAUCUUGGUUUCAUUAGACCAGAGAAUCUUGUUUCUCAUGGUCUGAGAGUCUUUUGUUGUCUUUUAGCAAACUCCAAGCGGGCUGUCCUGUGCCUUUUACUGAGGAGUGGCUUCCGUCUGGCCACUCUACCAUAAAGGCCUGAUUGGUGGAGUGCUGCAGAGAUGAAAACCUUCUGGAAGAUUCUCCCAUCUCCACAGAGGAACUCUGCAGCUCUGUCAGAGUGACCAUCGGGUUCUUGGUCACCUUCCUGACCAAGGCCCUUCUCCCCCGAUUGCUCAGUUUGGCUGGGUGGCCAGCUCUAGGAAGAGUCUUGGUGGUUCCAAACUACUUCCAUUUAAGAAUGAUGGAGGCCACUGUGUUCUUGGGGAUCUUCAAUGCUGCAGACAUUUUUUGGAACCCUUCCCCAGAUGUUUGCCUCGACACAAUCCCGUAUCUGAGCUCUACGGACAAUUCCUUCCAGCUCAUGGCUUGGUUUUUGCUCUGACAUGCACUGUCAACUCUGGGACCUUAUAUAGACAGGUGUGUGCCUUUCCAAAUCAUGUCCAAUCAAUUAAAUUUACCACCGGUGGAUUCCAAUGAAGUUGUAGAAACAUCUCAAGGAUGAUCAAUGGAAACAGGAUGCACCUGAGCUCAAUUUUCGAGUCUCAUAGCAAAGGGUCUGAAUACUUAUGUAAAUAAGGUAUUUCUGUUUAUUUUUAAUACAUUUGCAAAACUUUCUACGCCUGUUUUCGCUUUGCCGUUAUGGGGUGUUGUGUGUAGAUUGAUGGAAAACAAUUAUUUAAUACAUUUUAGAAUAAGGCUGUAACGUAACAAAAUGUGGAAAAAGUCUAAAACAAUAAGGCGACUAGCUAUACAAGGAGUACCAGUACCGAGUCAAUGUGCAGGUGUACAAGGUAGUUACGAUAAUAUGUACAUGUAGGUAGGGGUAAAAGUGACUAAGCAAUAAUGAUAGAUAAUAAACAGAGUAGCAGCAGCGCAUGUUAGUGUGUCAAUAUGUGGGUGUGUGGCGUCAAUAUGCAUGUGUGUGAGCAUAUUUAUAUGUUGGAGUGUCAGUGUAGUUCAUUGAGUGUGCAUAGAGCCGGGGUCUGAAUACUUUCUGAAUGCACAGUGUAUGUGUAUGUAUAUAUAUAUAUAUAUAUAUAUAUAUAUAUACCGUGCAUUCGGAAAGUAUUCAGACCCCGGCUCUAUGAACACUCAAUGAACUACACUGACACUCCAACAUACACUUAUGCUCACACAUGCAUAUUGACGCCACACACUUUCACACUCUUCACAUACGCUGCUGCUACUCUGUUUAUCUAUCAUUAUUGCCUAGUCACUUUUACCCCUACCUACAUGUACAUAUUACCAUAACUACCUUGUACACCUGCACAUUGACUCGGUACUGGUACUCCUUGUAUAGCUAGUCUAGUUAUUGUUUUAGUUUGCACAUGUUUGUUGCUUUUUAACUCUGCGUUGUUGGGAAAGGGCUCGUAAGUAUGCAUAUCACGGUGAAGUCGACACCUGACUUGUUGUAUUCGGCACGUGACAUAAAAUUGCAUUUGAUUUAGCUAGAACUUUGUUGGUUGGCUAGCUGGCCACUAGUUUAACUAGCUAAGUGGCUAGCUAGGUAAAGUCACAUCAAGAGGAAAUACCGUUGGAAACUAACAUUAGACAGCUAGGUAGCUAACGUUAGAGUUGCGUAGCUAGUUGGAUAGUUAGUUAACCAACCAGGUAUAUGUUUUCUGUAAUCCUGAAUAUAGCUAAGUUUGCCACUACCAUUAAGAUUGGAAGGGAACUUAGCUAGCGGUAAGUAAGACUGUCAAGCCACAGAUGAAAAGGGGAAGUAUCUUUGGUGCAGCUGCAUCAAAUGGCGUUCCCCUUGAUGCUAAGUUUCUAGCGAGCAAACUGAUCUACAUGAAAAGAUGCAGACCAGGAGCAAGGGCAGCAAUACACACUAACUUCCUAGAUACCAAUGCAUCAAGCUGUGCUAAACUAGCCAUCAAUUGAAUCCUGUUUACACCAUUUUCUCCUCCAGCCGUACAAUGCACAUUAACUUUUUUUUUUUUUGCAGACGGUCAGAAAUGUCAGGGUUUGACAACUUAAACACAGAUUUCUACCAGUCCAGUUACAGUGUCGAUGACCAAGGCCAACCCACUGGAUAUGGCAACAGUAACACAGAAGACCCCUACAAACAGUAUGUUUAGUCAACCUGUACAAAUUGCAUUGAUCCCAGUUACUUAUCUGUAACUCACUGUGAUCUGAAAAUACACAGGCCUGUCAACAAUUUGAAAACAAUGCAUUUUCCCCUCUGUCUCUCAAGGGCCUGUUUUGCUAGUAUUGUUCUCUAUGUGUUGCUUACUAGCUUGAUGCAUACUGUUUUUAACAAAGCCAUGAAGGUUUUCUGAGAAGUGUGCCUAUGUGACCCUCCCAGGGGUCAGUAUGACUACUCCCAACCGAUGGGAUACCCAGCCCCAGGGAUGAUGCAACCCCAGCAGCCCUACACAGGCCAAAUCUACCAGCCCACACCAGCUUUCACACCUUCCCCCACACAGUCCAUGUAUGGCAGCAGCUUUGACGACGAGCCCCCGCUGCUGGAGGGUAAGGAUAACCCGGUGGUGAGACUCCAUAGGGAAAGGGGUGGUAAAGAAUGCUAACUCAAUUGCUUGAUCCCAAAUCAAGCCCUUUCCUCUACCUCCCUAAGUACUUUUGUUGAUCUGAGAGGAUUGGCUAGUUGAAGCCAGGUGGAGCUUUUAUAUUUGAUCUUUACCUCUCAGAUUUACUCUGAAGCAUAGGAGCUUCAUACUAGGGAUUUGGGGAAUGAAGACUAACUUCUCAAGGUAUGAGAGUGGUCAGGGGAGUACAUACCAAAAGAAUCCGACUCUCGUUCAUUUCUCUCAAGUCAGAACAGUGCUAGCCAGAGCCCGGUGCAGUAAAUGGCUGGGAAAAUGUACCUCAAUCCAGGGAUGGAAUAUGUUGUUGUACUCCUAGGGCUCUAUUUAAUCUGUAUCUCGGAAGUUCAGCGUUACAGCGUGAUUAAAAUGUAAAGGCGAUGUUCCCACAUUAGCGGAGACUGCAGUCACGGUUAACGCUGCAUAUGUCGGCUCAAUCUGAAAUUACCUUUACAUUUCUAUCGCAAUCUGUAACGCUUCAGCGAUAGAUUGAAUAUAGCCCCUAAUCAAAAUUAUGAAAGGUGAAUCAAGGAGAUUGAAAUACUCCCAGUUUUUAAUUAAACUGCCGUUUUCAUCAGCAUGCUAGGCUAGCUAAUGCGAAAGCAACCCAUCGGAUUCAACUGCACUUCCGGUAGCUACUCGCCCCAACGCUAGGCGUUGCAUUUUCAUGGAAUCCAAUGGGCUGCUAUAGCAUUAGCUAACCUAACAUGCUGUCGAAAACAGCAGUUUAAUUAACUAGCCGUAUUUCAAUCAUUUUGAUUCUUAAUAAUUUCCAGAUGAUUUGGAGUACAAUGACAUACACUACAUUGCCAAAAGUAUGUGGACACCUGCUUGUCGAACAUCUCCAAAAUCAUGGGCAUUAAUAUGGAGUUGGUCCCCUCCCUUUGCUGCUAUAACAGCCUCCACUCUUCUUUGAAGGCUUUCCACUAGAUGUUGGAACAUUGCUGCAGGGGACUUGCAUUAGUGAGGUUGGGCACUGAUGUUGGGCGAUUAGGCCUGGCUAGCAGUCGGCGUUCCAAUUCAUCCCAAAGGUGUUCGAUGGGGUUGAGUUUAGGGCUCUGUGCAGGCCAGACAAGUUCUUCCCCACCGAUCUCAACAAACCAUUUCUGUAUGGACCUCGCUUUGUGCACGGGGCAUUGUCAUGUUGAAACAGGAUUCCCCAAACUGUUGUUACAAAGUUGGAAGUACAGAAUCGUCUAGAAUGUCAUUGUAUUCUGUAGCGUUAAGAUUUCCCGUCACUGGAACUAAGGGGCCUAGCCCGAACCAUGAAAAACGGGACCAGACCAUUAUUCUUCAUCCACCAAACUUUACAGUUGGCACUAUGCAUUCGGGCAGGUAGCGUCCUCCUGGCUUCCGCCAAACCCAGGUUCGUCCAUCGGACUGCCAGAUGGUGAAGCGUGAUUCAUCACUCCAGAGAACGCGUUUCCACUGCUCCAGAGCCCAAUGGCGGCGAGCUUUACACCACUCCAGCCGAUGCUUGGCAUUGAGCAUGGUGAUCUUAGGCUUGUGUGCGACUGCUCGGCCAUGGAAACCCAUUUCGUGAAGCUCCCGACUAACAGUUUCUGUGCUGAUGUUGCUUCCAGAGGCAGUUUGGAACUCUGUAGUGAGUGUUGCAACCAAGGACAGACGAUUUUUACCCGCUAUGUGCUUCAGCACUCGGCGGUCCCGUUCUGUGAGCUUAUGUGGCCUAUCACUUCGCGGCUGAGCCGUUGUUGCUCCUAGACGUUUCCAUUUCACAAUAACAGCACUUACAGUUGUCCGGGGCAGCUCUAGCAGGGCAGAAAUUUGACGAACUGACUUGUUGGAAAGGUGGCAUCCUAUGACGGUGCCACGUUGAAACUCACUGAGCUCUUCAGUAAGGCCAUUCCACUGCCAAUGUUUGUCUAUGGAGAAUGUAUGGCUGUGUGCUCGAUUUUAUACACCUGUCAGCAACAGGUGUGGCUGAAAUAGCCGAAUCCACUAAUUUGAAGGGGUGUCCACAUACGUUUGUGUAUAUAUAGUGUAUUCCAUCCCUAUGUUUGAGGUACAGUAUGUUUUCCCAGCCAUAUACCGCGCUGGGCUCUGACUGUCCACAUUCCGGCAUAGCACCGUUCCGACUCGAGAGAGAAAUGAACGAGUCAGAUCCUUUUGGCUUGGGAGCACAUAGAGAUAUAUAUAGAGGACUCUAUUGCCCAAAAGCCAAUUUUAGCAUGGGCAGCAACAUUGAGGACUUUCACCAUUUUGAAGUAGUCUACUGGGUGAGACUUCCUAUGGGUUAAGGAAGGAUCACAUAAUUCCAUCCAGGUCACCAGGAGGGAUCAGCCAAUUAAUUAUACUUGUGAGUAAACAUUCCAUAAAUGCUGGUGGCAGUAAAUCGCCAACCUUGGCUUUAUACUUGUUCAAACAACACUCCAGGUGGCAGUAUGUACCUUUCAGUUUGUUUACCAACUCAUAGAAGUAGUAGAAGAAAAUUGACUACUUCAAACUGGGGAUGGCCUCAAUGGCGCUAGCCGUGCGCUCAGAUGCCAUAACGGGACAGAUGCAACGUUGUGAUCUCUAUACAUCUCUAUGUGGGAGCACUAUGAUGGGUUUAAAUGUCUUUAGUGGGAUCUCUAUCCAUGUUGCACUCCCCUGAGACCGGAAGGCCUAGUUAAACCAGUAGAGUGGCCCAGUUGUGUGCACUAAAUGGGUCAGCAGUCAGGGAUCACCAGGGCCAUCCUGCUAAGCUGAUAAAUGUCUCUAAGUAAGGUGAUAGUCUUAUUUUGGAGAUGAGCAUAAAUCUUCCACUCAUCUGAUACAUUAGUGUGUCGUAGUGAGAGGUGUUCUCUUGAUACAAAAUAAAUGUUUGUUGCUUUUAAUUUCCUUUUAACCUGAAAAGGUGUAUGUAAUUCUAGGAGGUAUAGAGAAUUGUUUUAGUAAGGUUCUCUUUUUUUCAGACUAUAUUGUAAGAAUGAGUUGUCCCUUCUCUCACCCAACUCUUUCGCUUAUAUCUGACAUUGCUUUAAUAUCCUUUCAUGCUUUUGCUGUACCUCACAGAAUUGGGCAUUAACUUUGACCACAUCUGGCAGAAGACCCUGACAGUGCUCCACCCCAUGAAGGCAGCAGAUGGUAACAUUAUGAACGAGACUGACCUGGCUGGGCCCAUGGUGUUCUGUCUGGCCUUCGGAGCCACCUUACUUCUGGUAAGAACUAUUCUAUUACUAAUGCAGUACAGCACAUGUAUUUGUCAUUAUACCUUGUGCAAUAACAUUGUCUGCCUUGUGAAGAAAUGACUGUAAAUUCAGAUGGCUGAUGAGUUGUCCAUAUGGUUCCUGUCUGUGUCUAUCUGCUACAGACAGGAAAGAUCCAGUUUGGCUAUGUGUACGGCAUCAGCGUCAUCGGCUGCCUGGGGAUGUACUGCCUCCUCAACCUAAUGAGCAUGACAGGUGUGUCGUUUGGCUGUGUCGCCAGUGUACUGGGCUACUGCCUGCUACCCAUGAUCCUCCUUGCCAGCUUCGGAAUCAUCUUCUCUUUACAGUAAGUACAAACAUGGGCCUGAGAAUAGAGGUAGAUCUGUGGAGUGUCAGGUGGUGUACAACAUAAUAUGAGCCUACAGUAAAAUGACUGAUUUACUUUUGAUGCUCUAUUUGUUUAUGGAGAAUUCAAUUGCACAUUUUCUUACCAAACAUUUUGCCAACUGAUCUAACUAGCUUUUCUUUACCUUUUCAGAGGCAUGUUUGGAAUAAUCAUCGCAGCCACGAUAAUUGGCUGGUGCAGUUUCUCCGCUUCCAAGAUCUUCAUCUCGGCCCUGGCCAUGGACAGACAGCAGCUUCUGGUGGCGUACCCCUGUGCACUUCUCUACGGGGUGUUCGCCCUCAUCUCUGUCUUCUGAACUGUGUCUCCGUCUGU